AUGUCCGUCGACACAUCGUCCGACGAUGAGUUCAACUUCCCUUUCCCCGUUGAUGAAUCCUACAUGUCAAUGUAUGGAAAUAUCACGUGUUUUUAUUGGCCAAGUAUCCAUGAAAAAUCAGUUGAAAUACCAUCUGAAGCCCAAGUACCCACCCUAUCGAUGGAAAUUCACAAGAAAGAACGUUCUAGGUGGGUAGACGUAUGGGCGAAUCAUGUCGAGACAGAAGUUUGUAGGGAGGUGGAGACGUUCUCUUACGAGCUCCGCUAUUUCUUGCAAGUUGAGAUGUGUAAAAGCCGUCUUACUGAGAUGGUUUCAUACAUGAACAUUCAUCUAGACUGUCUUGAAUCAGUGGCCUUGAAGAUUACUGACAUUGCGAACAAAGCCCAUGAAGUUGGAAAGAAGAUGGUACAUGUUGUUACUGAGUUUAAGGUUUUGAAUGUGUUUCAAGAAGAAGAUGAAGAGGAUGAAGAGGAUGAAGAAGAAACACUAGCGCAUGUCUUAAGAGAAUCAGUUGAUUUGGCUGAUCAGAGGACGGCAGGAGCGGUCCCAGCAUCAAGAUUUUCAGUGGAAGCUUUGAAGAGGAUGACAUUCAACAAAGGAGAUAACAAGGAAAUCAAGUGUACAAUUUGUCUGAAUGAGUUCUCUACAGGGAUGGAGGUCAUACGGAUGCCGUGCUCACAUAUUUUUGAUGUUGAAUGCAUAAUUCAAUGGUUGGAGAUUAACCAUGUUUGUCCGCUUUGCCGGUUCGAGAUGCCUCAACAGUCAGAAGAAAUUUGA
Magnolia sinica is the source of this 777-nucleotide messenger RNA. RefSeq lists its product as uncharacterized. The record is from RefSeq and is a predicted model, not a curated record. Bases 1 to 777 code for a protein of 258 amino acids. Lineage: Eukaryota; Viridiplantae; Streptophyta; Magnoliopsida; Magnoliales; Magnoliaceae. The transcript has a single exon.